Messenger RNA from Apaloderma vittatum (bar-tailed trogon), 334 nucleotides. It is a transcript of the gene MRPL35, whose product is annotated as mitochondrial ribosomal protein L35. Gene Ontology annotation, molecular function: structural constituent of ribosome. The transcript has 2 exons. The record is from RefSeq and is a predicted model, not a curated record. Gene Ontology annotation, biological process: translation. Gene Ontology annotation, cellular component: mitochondrion; ribosome. The annotation marks the transcript as partial. NCBI's taxonomy places the organism in Eukaryota, Metazoa, Chordata, Aves, Trogoniformes, Trogonidae.
CGUCACGUCGCUGCUCCCAGGCGCGCUGCAGCAGCCCGUGCGGACACUCACCUACUGCAGCCUGAGGAAGGGCAAGAGGAAAAGUGUAAAAUCUGUAGUCAAAAGGUUUCUCCGGCUGCACAACGGCCUGUGGGUUAGGAGAAAGGCUGGUUAUAAGAAGAAACUGUGGAAGAAGUCAGCUGCCCAGAGGAAGCGUUUGAGAGAGUUCACAUUGUGCACUAGGACGCAAUGUAAACUUCUUGAUAAAAUGACCACUUCUUUCUGGAAAAGAAGAAAUUGGUAUGUUGAUGAUCCCUACCAGAAGUAUCACGAUCGCACAAAUCUCCGCGUAUAG